Molecule: messenger RNA, 2238 nt
Organism: Chilo suppressalis (striped riceborer)
Lineage: Eukaryota; Metazoa; Arthropoda; Insecta; Lepidoptera; Crambidae
Source: the annotation of a GenBank genome assembly
UUUCUAGCUUGCUACAUUUAAAUAGUGAUCUGUGGUUAUUUCUCAUUAAAAUUUACGCGAUACAAAUUUUUACUGAUGUAAAAUGUGUUUUUAUAAUAAAAUAUAGUUCAGCACUAGUGUUUAUGUGAUAAUGAACAGUCGAAUAUUAAACACAAUUGCAAAUGCUAUUGACAGUAAAGAAGAAGUAAAAAAAAGAAAAGAUGUUGGAAAAAUAAUCUUGCAAGAUCUACUUUCUUGCAUACAAAAUUGCCAGAAUAGAUUUGGUGGGAAAUCAGAAUUAGCCACUGAAGAUGAUAUAAGAAUAGCACAACUGUGUGAAAAAUGGGAAAAAGUUUUGAGCCAUGGCAUUAGAACCAAUUUAUCAACGUCAGCAUUACAAAAUUUGGUGGCUGCCGGCUUAAACUUUACAUUCAAUAUCGUUAAUAUAGGAAACUCACUAUGGAGCUAUACUUGUUUACAUCUUACAAAACACGAAAAAGAAAGAUUUAAGAUCCUUUCAAAUAUCAACACCCCACUUGGAUACUUCAGAGCAUUCCUCCGAGCUACAUUGAAUGAGAGGUCAUUAGAGAGGUAUCUCCAAAGUUGGGUUUCCCACGGUCUUCUCAUGGAGUAUUAUGAAGACGGGGCUCUAGUGAGAGACGCAGAAGCCUCAAACCUUCUUCCAAACAUGGCAGCUGGCUUAUCUUCCACACUAUUCGCGUUAUCAAUCGACAGAGGUGAAUUGAAUGAGUCACAGCAACCGAAUCAAAUUAGCAAAGCUGAACAUGUUAUACCUCUUCCUGUCCCUGUGAAAACUAGUAACAUGAAACGGAAACCAUUGCGCCAAGUUAUAUCGUUUGACAAAACUGAACAAAAGAAUCACGCCAAAGACAAAAGACAAUCGCUACGGUCCAUAGACCAAACUGAUACGGACGUGUGGAAGAGUGCACCAGCCACUUGUCUGAAUUCACCAGAUCCAAAAGAGACUGCUCACAUUACAUCGAGUAGUGAACCGACCAGUUCCGAAUGUAAAACUGGCAUAAGACACUUUUUCCCCGACAGUGUCAAAGGGAUAGACAGUCCAUCACAAAUACUCUCCAAACUCUCAGAAUGUGCAAAAGAAAUAUUCACCUCCUCCAACAGUAUUGAAACGAACCAUGUAGUUAAGGAUGACCUAUCCGAAUUAAGUAUUAACAAUUUGAAAAUAUCUGAGAGUGACAGUGAGGAAGUGGCUGGCAGCAUCGAUGGCAGUACUUCAUGCUUAGAGCUUUGCUUUACCGAAGACGAGAGUGUUCCCGAUGAGAAGAUGCUGAGUUCAAUUUUAGAAAAUAGGGAGAAAGAAUAUUUGGAUUUGCAGAUUAAAUAUAAUCAAAUAGAGUUAAGUAGUAAGGAAAAGAUACACAAGUUGGAGAAAGUAAUAUUAGAUCUUAGCAAAGAAAACGAUAGGCUAAAAAAUCAAUUACGGAAGUAUAUGUCGGCCGUUGAAAUGGGCAAGGCUUUAAAAACUGAAGGAUGUGACAAUGAAGAAGUUAGUCAAUACGAGAGAAAGUUGGUUCAGGUUGCUGAAAUGCACGCAGAGCUCAUGGAGUUUAACCAACACUUACAGAGGAGAGUACAAGAAUUAGAGAGCACGACGCUAAUGGAAAUUUUAGACUGUCCCGAAUCUAAUGUCAAAGUUCACAUUCCGACGGCAUUCCUUGUGGGAAAGAAAUCUCAUUCAUAUCACGUUUACCAGAUAUUCCUUAAAGUCGCCCAAGAAGAAUGGAACGUGUACCACAGAUACGCGAAAUUCCACGAGUUGCAUACGCAGUUGAAGAAAUGUCACCCAGACAUUGCAUGUUAUAAAUUUCCACCAAAGAAAACUUUAAGGAAGAGGGACGCGCGCCUAGUGGAACAACGUCGUGUCGCCCUUCAAGCGUAUCUUCGGCACGUUGUGCUUGUAUUGCCCGAACUUCGAGACUGUACAUCGCGCGCUCAACUCAUCACCCUCCUGCCAUUCCUCGGCACAUCAUCGACAUCAAAAGAAAAUGGAUUAAAUCAUUCCCUAAAUCGACAGCAGUCCAUCGAUUCCGUAUCGACUUACGACGGACUUUGAUUGAAAAGUGAAAUUGUUUACUUUAUACGAAAAUGCAAUACAUGACUAGCAUAAGAUUAUCCAUAAGUAUCUAAAUGAAAAAUAGUACAGAUUUUAUAGUUAUUCUCAGGCAGGGCAGGCGGGGCUGCAGCCCAGUGGGUUAUCCUGAGAACAGGACCGGAUAU